AUGGGGCUCUCCAGGGGUCUUGUUUUCCUCCUCCUCCUCCUCCUCCUGUACCAGCUCCAGGGGUCAGACUCUUCCCUGAUGAAGCUGAAUGGGAAUGGCUAUGAGGACGUUAUUGUUGCUAUCGAUCCUGCUAUGCCAGAAGAUGAAGCAAUAAUUGAAGGGAUACAGGAAAUGGUGACUGCAGCAUCUACAUACAUGUUUGAAGCCACAGAAAAAAGAUUUUAUUUAAAAAAUGUAUCUAUAUUAAUUCCUGAGAGUUGGGGAAACAAACCUCAGUACAGGAGGCCAGGACAGGAGAGCUACGCACAUGCAGAUGUUAAAGUUGCACCCCCUGCCGUCCCGGGCAUAGAUGAACCAUACACCCGGCAGUUCACAGCCUGCGGAGAGAGAGGAGAAUACAUCCACUUCACUCCCGACGUUGUGCUGGGGAAAAAAGAAGCUGAAUAUGGACCUAAAGGAAGGCUGUUUGUCCAUGAAUGGGCCCAUCUUCGCUGGGGAGUAUUUGAUGAGUACAAUGAAGAGAAGCCAUACUAUGCCGCUUCAUCAAAGAAAAUUGAAGCAACAAGGUGUACUCUGGGUAUCACAGGUGUGAAUCAGGUCCGAAAAUGCCAAGGAGACAGCUGUACAUCCAGAAGUUGCAGAACUAAUUCCACCACGAAAUUAUAUGAAAGAGACUGUCAAUUCUUUCUUGAUAAAGAUCAAUCAGAAAAGGCAUCCAUAAUGUACAUGCAAAGCAUCGAAUCUGUGACUGAAUUCUGCAAAGAUGAAAACCAUAACAAAGAGGCUCCAAGUCUACAUAAUGAAAAGUGCAAUCAGAGAAGCACAUGGGACGUAAUCAGCAGUUCCGAGGAUUUUAUUGACAAUGUGCCCAUGGACACGCCACCCUCUCCACCCACCUUCUCAUUGCUGAAAAUCCAUGAGAGAAUCACGUGCCUCGUUCUUGAUGUGUCUGGAAGUAUGACUAUUUCUGAUCGCCUCAAUCGAUUGAAACAAGCAGCACAAUAUUUCCUAAUACAGAUCAUUGAAGAUGGGUCCUGGGUAGGAAUGGUACACUUUAAUAGCCAGGCCACUACUAAAAGUGAGAUGAUGCAAAUAAACAGUGAGGCUGACAGAACCAAACUUCGGGAACUCUUGCCUUCAAGUGCCCGUGGAGGGACCUCCAUCUGCAGUGGAAUCCGACGUGCAUUUGAGGUAUUUAAAAAUGAAGGUUUCCAAAACAAUGGAGCUGACAUUGUGCUGCUGAGUGAUGGGGAGGACAGCACUGCGAAACAGUGUGUUGAUGAGGUCAAAGAGAGUGGGUCCGUACUUCACUUCAUUGCCUUGGGAGAAGAUUAUGAGGAAGCUGUGAGAAACAUGAGCAUUCUAACAGGAGGCUUGUUUAAAGGUCCUUCAGAUGCAGCCCAGAACAAUGGUCUCAUGGAUGCUUUUGGAGCUCUUACUUCAGAAAAUUCUGAUGUCACCCAGAAGUCAAUUCAGCUUGAAAGUAAGGGAGACACAUUGAACAAUAAUCACUGGCUGAAUGACACUGUAGUAAUUGACAGCACCGUGGGAAACAACACAUUAUUUCUUGUAACCUGGAAGAAUGCAGUUCCUGGCAUUUCUCUAUGGGAUCCCAAAGGAACACAAGUCACAAAUUUCACAAUGGACACAGGUUCUAAAAUGGCCCAUCUCAGUAUCCCAGGAAUAGCUCAGGCGGGCACUUGGACUUACAACCUUGAAGCCAAAUCAAACCAAGAAAUACUAACAAUUACAGUAAGCUCCCGAGCAGCAAGUUCUUCUGUGCCGCCCAUCACUGUAAAUGCUAAAAUGAACAGAGACACCGGCAGUUUCCCCAGCCCUAUGAUUGUUUACGCAGAAGUUCUACAAGGGUACACACCCAUCAUUGGAGCCCACGUGACAGCUAUCAUAGAAUCAAAUAGUGGAAACAUCAAAGAGCUGGAGCUGCUGGAUAAUGGUGCAGGGGCUGAUACUUUCAAGGAUGAUGGCGUCUACUCCAGGUACUUCACAGCUUAUUCAGAAAAUGGCAAAUACAGCUUAAAAGUGCGGGCUGACGGAGGAACAAAUUCUGCCAGGAAAAGCUUACGGCAUCCAUCGAGGAGAGCCGCCUACAUCCCAGGCUGGGUAGUGAAUGGUAAAAUUGAAGGGAACCCACCCAGACCUGAAACGACCGAGGCUACUCAGCCAGUCCUGGAGAAUUUCAGCAGAGCAGCAUCUGGAGGUGCAUUUGUCGUAUCUGAUGUUCCAACAAACUUGCCAGGCCCUUUGCCUGACAUGUACCCCCCAAGUCAAAUCACAGACCUUCAGGCCACGCUUGAUGGGGAAGACAUCAGCCUAACAUGGACAGCACCGGGAGAAGAUUUUGAUACUGGAAAAGCUCAACAGUAUAUCAUAAGAAUAAGUGAAAAUAUCACUGACCUAAGAGACAAUUUUGAUGAGGCUCUUCAAGUUAAUACGACUGACCUGUUACCAAACGAGGCCAACUCCAAGGAAACCUUUGUCUUCAAACCAGAAAACAUCUCAGAAGAAAAUGCAACCUACAUAUUCAUUGCCAUGAAAAGUGUCGACAAAAGCAAUUUGAGUUCAGAACUGUCCAACAUCGCACAAGUAAUACUAUUCAUCCCUCAAGCAGAUGCUGGUCCUGACAGUCCUGGGAGUCCUGACAGUCCUGGAAGGCCUGAGGGCCCUGGGAAUCCUGACAGUCCUGGGAGUCCUGGUGGAAGUCCACAGUCUGGAGUUAGUGUUUCCACUAUCGUUCUGUCUGUGGUUGGCUCUGUUGCAGUUGUCUGUAUUAUUCUAAGUGCCACUGUUUGUGUCCUAAAGAAAAGAAGAUCCUCAUCAAACGCUGAAACAUCGUUUUGA
Messenger RNA from Arvicola amphibius (Eurasian water vole), 2859 nucleotides. Its product is annotated as calcium-activated chloride channel regulator 4A-like. The transcript is spliced from 14 exons. Gene Ontology annotation, biological process: chloride transport. Gene Ontology annotation, molecular function: intracellularly calcium-gated chloride channel activity. Lineage: Eukaryota; Metazoa; Chordata; Mammalia; Rodentia; Cricetidae. The record is from RefSeq and is a predicted model, not a curated record. Bases 1 to 2859 code for a protein of 952 amino acids.